UUGAAGUUCAGCAACGCCAGGCCGGAAGUGUGUUCACAAGGCGGUAGACACGAAACAACAAAUGUUUCUGUGUGGUUUUGUAACUUAUUGAAACAUAACUUCAUGUUAGCGAUAGCAACAAUUGUAAUAGUUGGUCAAAGAUGUCGAUAGUGACGGUGCAGUUGGGUCAAUGCGGCAACCAGAUCGGCUUGGAACUCUUCGACAACAUCUUUAAUGAUUGCCAGGCAGGACACAGGACAACAUUUUCUACUGCAAGCUGUGAACGUUUCUUCCAUCAAAGUCAACAUGGAGACUUUGUUGCCAGGGCGGUGCUGAUCGACAUGGAGCCCAAGGUCAUCAGGCAGAACUUGAGCAGGCCCACAAAGUGGAAAUACGAGCAGGCGUCCAGCUUCAACCAGCGCCAAGGUUGUGGGAACAACUGGGCCGACGGGUUUUGCGUUCAGGGUCCCGCUCACAGCGAAGUGAUGGAGAACCUGGUGAGACGACAAGUGGAGCGUUGUGAGCGACUGAGCGGCUUCCUGCCUGUGAUGAGCGUGGCGGGCGGGACGGGUUCUGGCGUGGGGACCUUCGUCACUCAGCGCCUGCGGGACUCGUACCCCAAGUCCUUCCUGGUCAACCAUGUGACGUGGCCGUACAGCCAAGGAGAGGCGGUGGUCCAGAACUACAACUCGCUGCUGACGCUGCGUCACGUCUACCAGCUGUCUGACGCCCUGCUGGUGCAGGAGAACGACGUCGUGCACGGGAUCUGUGGUCAGCUGCUGCGCCUCAAACACGUCUCCAUCAACCACAUCAACAAGGUCAUCGCUCAUCAUCUGGGCGCCGUCCUGCAGCCCGCCCUCACCGCCGACUCUCACGGCGUCUACAGCAGGAACCCCCUGGGUGAGUUGGUGAGCUGCCUGGCGAGUCACUGUGAGUACAGGCUGCUCAGCAUCAGCAGCGUCCCUCACAUCCCCGCCCCCUCCAUGGCGUACAGCACCUUCCACUGGCCCGUCAUGCUCAAACAUCUGCGCCACAUGAUGGCGUCCAGCAGCAAGACGGACGAAGGUAUCAGCCAGCAGGUGUGCGAGCGCCCCCGACGUCUCCCGGGGUCUUCCAACGUGUCCUUGGCCAACCUGCUGGUCCUCAGAGGCAAAGACGUGUUCACAACACAAACAGGCGACUUCGGCGACGCUGCGCUCUACAGCGACUGGCUGCCGCCCAAGGACGCUCUCAGCGUGUGGAAGAGUCCGGUGGCGUUCAACAAGUACGAGAAGACGGCCACGCUGGUCAGCAACAGCCAAGCUCUGAUGGAACCUUUGGACCACAUCGUGAGAAAAGCCUGGAACUUGUUUGCUUCCAGAGCUUUCAUCCAUCACUACUCCAAGUUUGGCGUCUCAGAAGAGGACUUCCUGGACAGUUUCGCUUUUGUCGAGCAAAUCCUUUCUAGCUACGGUCAGCUGGGCGGCAAUACAUCAUAGCUCAUCUUUUUGCUGGAUAAAUAAGAAGUCAUCUUUUUGCUGGAUGACUGGACAACAGUUGCAAAUACUGCACAUGACACUUUCUUAUAUUGUAUGAACUUAUUCCAAAUGUUGAC
This is a messenger RNA of Nerophis lumbriciformis (worm pipefish), 1573 nucleotides long. It is a transcript of the gene tubd1, whose product is annotated as tubulin, delta 1. Gene Ontology annotation, biological process: microtubule-based process. Gene Ontology annotation, molecular function: GTP binding; structural constituent of cytoskeleton. Gene Ontology annotation, cellular component: microtubule. The record is from RefSeq and is a predicted model, not a curated record. Lineage: Eukaryota; Metazoa; Chordata; Actinopteri; Syngnathiformes; Syngnathidae.